This is a messenger RNA of Culicoides brevitarsis, 575 nucleotides long. It is a transcript of the gene ND-B17.2, whose product is annotated as probable NADH dehydrogenase [ubiquinone] 1 alpha subcomplex subunit 12. The transcript has 3 exons. NCBI's taxonomy places the organism in Eukaryota, Metazoa, Arthropoda, Insecta, Diptera, Ceratopogonidae. The record is from RefSeq and is a predicted model, not a curated record. Gene Ontology annotation, biological process: mitochondrial respiratory chain complex I assembly; response to oxidative stress. Gene Ontology annotation, cellular component: membrane. Bases 75 to 500 code for a protein of 141 amino acids.
UCAAAAUAAAAAAAACAUCUGUCUCCGUCAAAUUUUUCAAUCGAAAUUGCAACUUUUUUGUAAUUUACGCAAAAAUGUCGAACAAUUUGGCAGGAUUGGGUCGUAUUUUUCGUUACAUCCGCGAAAAUGGAGGAAUUCGUGCUACUAUAUCCAAAUUAUAUCGGAUGGACGACGUCAGAACAGGUCGUUUAGUUGGAACCGACAAAUACGGAAACAAAUAUUACGAAGAUCCAAGCUACUUUUACAGCAGAAAUCGUUGGGUUGAAUAUGCUCCUCAUUUCCAUUUGGAUUACGAUGGCAGUCAAAUUCCCGCAGAAUGGUUUGGAUGGAUGCAUUACAAGACCGAUUUACCUCCAAAUCGUGAUGGCAACCGCCCUCAUUAUAAAUGGAUGCAAGAUCAUAGUCAAAAUUUGUCAGGCACGAAGGAUGCUUAUUAUCCAUACUCAACAACUAAGGAAAAGAUUGAAGCUUGGGAUCCAAAGAAGGCAAAAUCUGGUUAAAUUUUACGUUUUCUCCUGUAAAAUUAUUGGAAAUUAAAAAAAAGUUGUUUAGAAAUGUAAAAUAUUUGUAGCUAA